Archocentrus centrarchus (flier cichlid) is the source of this 1254-nucleotide messenger RNA. RefSeq names its product cellular retinoic acid binding protein 2, a (gene crabp2a). Lineage: Eukaryota; Metazoa; Chordata; Actinopteri; Cichliformes; Cichlidae. Bases 249 to 680 code for a protein of 143 amino acids. The record is from RefSeq and is a predicted model, not a curated record. The transcript is spliced from 4 exons. Gene Ontology annotation, molecular function: lipid binding.
UCUUUGCUCUCUGUGCCAUUCAUUGGAAGUGGAGCCGCUUAUAACGUGCAUUGGUACAUAGAUGAGAUAAGAGCUGCUGUCAGUAGGUCUCUCAUCCUGGGAAGAAGGCAGAAGCAACUGGACAGACAGAUCCGAGCCACCCGGUGCACCCACAACUUGUGCAUUUUUGACUCACAGACGCGCACUGACUGCAGCCCAGGACCUGUCAGUUUAUCUAGUCUACAGCAAUAAGCAAACUACAACCGAAUAUGGAGCGCAAAAUCCCAGAUUUCUCCGGCACUUGGGAGAUGAAGAGCUCUGAAAACUUUGAGGAGCUCUUGAAAGUGUUAGGUGUGAAUGUGAUGCUGCGCAAGAUUGCAGUGAAGGCGGCCUCCAAGCCGCUGGUGGAGAUUACACAGGAUGGAGAGACACUGUCUAUUAAAACCUCAACUACAGUCCGAACCACCCACAUCACCUUUACUGUUGGGGAGGCGUUCAACGAGGCCACGGUGGACGGACGUCCCUGCACGAGUUUUCCAUGUUGGGAAACAGACACCAAGAUCAGCUGUGAGCAGACUCUGCAAAAGGGGGAGGGGCCUAAGACAUCCUGGACCCGAGAGAUGACCAGUGACGGCAAGAUGAUCUUGACCAUGAGAGCAGACGAUGUGAUAUGCACCAGAGUCUACGAACGGCAACAGUGAACAAGAGCACUUCUCACUUUUUGUCCUUCCAGCCCCCCCUCUCCAGCAUCACCGCUUUGCGUCACCGCUCCUCUUUGUCAGCCUAUAGUUUUAUUCCAGCAUCUGUGUUAGCGUCACUAUGUAAUAGGCGUGGUAAUUGUAUUUAGCAUGUCACAUGUACACUAUAGUCUUAGCUCCUGUGUUGUUUGUCUUUCCAGCCCAUCAAACUUGACCAGCUGAAGAUUUAAACAUGAAAAAUGUAUUCUAUGUUUUAUGUUGACUUGCUAAGUAACAUUUUAUGUAUUUGGCAAUGCGUGUGUGUGUGUGUGUGUGUGUGUGUAAGCAGACGGGGUGUGAGUCUAUAUUUGUAGCUGUGUAAACCAACCUAUGUGCUCUUCCAGUUUCAGGUCAGUUUUGAUGUGUCCCUCUGUGCUUUCCGUUACCCUGCCCUUACAACUUUAACCUUUUCUAUCUCAACAUUUUAUAUUUAUUACUACACUAGAGUCGGUUUUUACAUUGUGUCUCUUUUAUAUGAAACGUGAUCGUAGGAAACAACACUUUCUAUGGGAAAACAAUAAACUACGAUAUUAACUCA